Messenger RNA from Uncinocarpus reesii 1704, 1083 nucleotides. Its product is annotated as guanine nucleotide-binding protein alpha-3 subunit. Gene Ontology annotation, biological process: adenylate cyclase-activating G protein-coupled receptor signaling pathway. The coding region runs from base 1 to 1083 and encodes 360 amino acids. Lineage: Eukaryota; Fungi; Ascomycota; Eurotiomycetes; Onygenales; Onygenaceae. Gene Ontology annotation, molecular function: GTPase activity; G protein-coupled receptor binding; GTP binding. Gene Ontology annotation, cellular component: heterotrimeric G-protein complex. The record is from RefSeq and is a predicted model, not a curated record. The transcript has 6 exons.
AUGGGUGGGUGUUUGAGUUCAAGUCCCAGUCAGGCUCCGGACGAGAUAGUGGACUUAAAGAAAAGGAGUCAAAUGAUAGACAAGAAGUUGGAGGAAGAUUCGAAAAGAUUGCGUCGAGAAUGCAAGAUCUUACUUCUGGGCUCUGGCGAGAGCGGAAAGUCGACGAUUGUGAAACAGAUGAAAAUCAUCCAUCAGAACGGAUACACGGUUGAAGAACUAUCAAUGUGUCGCCUAACAGUCUAUAAAAAUUUGCUGGAGUGCGCAAAGUCACUGGUCACCGCCAUGUACGACUUUAAUAUACUGCCUUCCAGUUCAAGAGUACGGGAGUUCAUGGACUACUUGGACGAAUACAGCAUCGAUCCAGAUCCAAACACCCCCCUUGACCCCAAAGUUGGCGAGGCUGUGACAUACCUCUGGAAUGAUCCGUGUAUACCAGCUGUUCUUGACCGCCAAAACGAAUUCUAUCUGAUGGAUUCAGCGCCCUACUUUUUUGAUGAGGUAAAACGUAUCUCGAUGCCAGACUAUAUCCCGAACGAGGCGGACGUUCUUCGAGCGCGAACGAAGACAACUGGUAUAUAUGAAACGAGGUUCACCAUGGGCCAACUCAGCAUUCACAUGUUUGAUGUGGGCGGUCAAAGAAGCGAACGCAAGAAAUGGAUUCAUUGUUUUGAGAACGUAACAUCGAUAAUAUUCUGCGUGGCACUGAGCGAGUAUGACCAAGUUCUGCUAGAAGAAAGCAAUCAGAAUCGAAUGAUGGAGAGUCUAGUAUUAUUUGAUUCCGUGGUCAACUCUCGCUGGUUCAUGCGAACUAGUAUCGUUCUAUUUUUGAACAAGGUAGAUUUGUUCAGGCAAAAGCUCGCACGGUCGCCGCUUAGCAGGUAUUUUCCUGAUUAUUCCGGAGGAAACGAUAUCAACCGAGCCGCCAAAUAUCUUCUCUGGAGAUUCAACCAAGUGAAUCGAGCGCACCUUAACCUCUACCCUCAUCUAACUCAAGCCACCGACACUUCAAACAUCAGACUCGUUUUCGCCGCCGUCAAAGAAACAAUCUUACAGAACGCGUUGAAGGAUUCUGGGAUCCUUUAG